AUGGCGCCCCCCAAGAAGCGGGCAAGGGCACUACAGAGUGACGGCAAACCGAUCCCGUCUGCGUUGCUAUGCGAUAGUCGCGUCGGUUGGUUAGUAAAGAGCGACGAGCAAACAAUUGAAAUCAUAGUCAAGGGGGAAGUCCUCAUAGCCCAUCGCAGGGUCCUCGUAGAACACUGUGAAUACUUUGCCCGAUGCCUCAAGGAACCCUGGGUCGAGGGCCACAACGGAUCCAUCACAUUCGACGACAUUGAGCCGCGAUACCUGGCCCUCUUCAUUGGCGUCGCAUACAGCCACAGCUCCAUCGUACCUUUAGCACCUCCGGUCAGCAGCCCGAACCCGCAGGCUAAGCGCGCCCGGACGCCGCUGCAGGACUUUGUCGAGGUCUACAAGCUCUGCGACCGCUUCGUAAGCCCCAAGAUGGCCGACUACAUUGUCAAGUGUAUCCACACGUCCAUUGGCGACGGCCACCGCGCGCUGUACCGGUGCCCGAGCGACGAGGGGCAGCAGAAGGAUCUGAUACGAGAGUUUGCGGAUGGGUUCGAGGCACUGGAGAUGAUGCACCCGGUCCAGAAGGAGAUUGGGAAGAAGAUGAUUCACUACUUUUGCGAGGGCGUCAGCUAUAGUAUCUGGGACAAGGCCAUGGAGGAUGUGGUCUCGGACAGGCCGCGGUUCAUCAGCGACGUGUCGAGGGGGUUUGCGUCAAAGCUAGGAACCAUGGAGGCAACGAAACGUGCGAUGAGGCGGAAGGAGCUCUCGGGCCCAUAA
Molecule: messenger RNA, 765 nt
Organism: Clonostachys rhizophaga
Lineage: Eukaryota; Fungi; Ascomycota; Sordariomycetes; Hypocreales; Bionectriaceae
Source: the annotation of a GenBank genome assembly